AUGGUUAGCCAAAAAAACGAGGACCGUCGGAUUUCUGGAAAAAUUCCAUCGGAGAGUCCCCGUCGCGCCACGUGGCGCCCGCCCGUUGGAGCUGUCAGUGGUGACGUCAGCGCUGGCGUCACGCUGACGCCAGCGCUGACGUCACCAACUCGGGCUUCAGCCCGGGCAAGAUUUGCCCUUGGGCUUCCUCGGGCUCGUGGGACCCGCCAUCAACCUGGGCUACGGGCCCUGCGCUGGAGUGAACUCGGGCAGCCUUUCCCCCCUAGCCCGUCAGCGCUGGAGAUGCUCUAA
Prunus armeniaca (apricot) is the source of this 291-nucleotide messenger RNA. NCBI's taxonomy places the organism in Eukaryota, Viridiplantae, Streptophyta, Magnoliopsida, Rosales, Rosaceae. The record is from the annotation of a GenBank genome assembly.